AUCUCAAUGUGACUCAUGUAUUACAUCCCCAUGUGCACUUUAGCUUUGACUGAAGAAUGGAGGAAGAUAACAUGGGGCAAAGACCGGCAGUUUGUGAAGGAUUAUCGUCUUCUUAAUGAUGAUCAACAGCUCAGAGUUCUGCUUUAUGGACCCACUGGUUCUGGCAAGACCAGCUUCCUCAACUCUGUCGACAGUGCUUUACAAGGCAGAAUCACUAGUCAAGCUUUGUCGGAUGCAAUCUAUCAGGAGAGCUUCACCACAGAUUACAGGACCUUUAAAAUCCAAAACGGAGGACCAGGAACAUUUUACCCCUUUGUCUUCACUGACAUCAUGGGCAUUGAGCAAGGAACCAAUAAAGGAGUUGUUGUGGAGGACAUCAGACACGCUUUGAUGGGACACAUUAGAGAUGGUUACAAUUUCAAUCCUGUCUGUAAAAUACCGAAGGAUGAUAAAAACUACAACAAAACCCCCACUCUAAGUGACCGAGUUCAUGUUCUGGUUUGUGUAAUCGCUGCCAACACAGUAAAAAUACUGAAUGAUGAAACUGUGAGAAAGAUGAGGGAAGUCAGACUUGCAGCUAGAGACAUGGGUAUUCCCCAACUGGCUAUUCUCACCAAAAUUGAUGAAGCCUGCCCAGAAGUCAAAACAGACAUAAGGAAUGUCUACAAGAGCAUCUACCUGAAGCAACAGAUGGAAUAUUUAAGUGUGACACUGGGCAUUCCACUGUACUGCAUCUUUCCUGUGAAGAACUACCACUCAGAGAUCGAGACACAUGAGCACACUGACACAGUGAUACUGAGUGCACUGAGACAGAUGAUUAACUUUGGAAAAGACUGUUAUGACCGCUUGUAGACCUACUCAGGGCAAAUCUUGCUUUAGCAGCGUGAAAAGAGUCAGUCUGCAAACAGGAACACAUAAAGUGGGCUUCUGGGUUUUGCAUGCAUAUGAUGCAUACCUGCUAUAAAUUGUCUUACAUCUACCUUGCUGAAUAAAGUUU
Etheostoma cragini (Arkansas darter) is the source of this 997-nucleotide messenger RNA. RefSeq names its product interferon-induced protein 44-like. The coding region runs from base 16 to 852 and encodes 278 amino acids. The record is from RefSeq and is a predicted model, not a curated record. The transcript has 6 exons. Lineage: Eukaryota; Metazoa; Chordata; Actinopteri; Perciformes; Percidae.